This is a messenger RNA of Hyaloperonospora brassicae, 2022 nucleotides long. The record is from the annotation of a GenBank genome assembly. NCBI's taxonomy places the organism in Eukaryota, Oomycota, Peronosporomycetes, Peronosporales, Peronosporaceae.
AUGGCCACCCCCAAGAUGGAAGAGACCAGCACGCUGGGGCGCCAGCUCUCGGCUGCGAACGAAGAAGCGUGGCUGUCGCUCGGCCGCAUUGCUGAGAUGAUGGGCGACGACGAGAACACGAUGUUGGCGUACGAGAAGGUGCUGUCGCACAACCGGUUGAACGCCACGGCGCUGUUUGCCAUUGGCUGCUGCUACGAGAAGGUCGAGGACUAUACAAAGGCCGCCGACUGUUUCCGCGGACUCGUGUCGCUGAACGAGCAGAACUCGGACGCGUGGGGCCAUCUCGGCUACUGCUGCCUCAUGAUGAACGACCUCACGAGCGCGCACACGGCGUACCAGUACGCCAUGUACAACAACCCCAUGAGUCAGAAGGACCCCAACAUGUGGUACGGCAUUGGCCAGCUGUAUGAACGACUGGGCUCGCUCGAGCACGCGCAAGAGUCGUUUGAAGCCGUGCUGCGGUUCGAGCCCAACUUUAACAUGGCGCUGGAAGUCAAGUUCCGGCUCGGGAUCAUUGCCAAGCAGCGGGGCGACUAUGAAGGCGCGCUGGAUCGACUCAAGUCGGUGCUGCACGACGUGCAGGCGAACGUCCAGACGACGGAGAUGGCUAGUGAUAUCUGGACGCAGAUUGGUCACGUGUACGAGCUCAAGGACGAGAUUCAGCUGGCCAAGUCGAGCUACCUCAAGGUCGCCGAGCUGAAUCCAAGCAAUGCCAAGCCGCUGCAACAGCUCGGCUGGUUGUGCUUGAAACACAGUGAACAUCCACCUGCGAUUGACUUUCUGAAAAAGGCCGUGGCAAUUGAUCCACAAGACGGAAAAGGAUGGUACCUGCUGGGACGAUGUUACAUGGCUGUGCAGGAGUUUGAAGAAGCGUACGAUUCGUACAAACACGCCGUGACGACCGACUCGCAGAACCCGAACGUGUGGUGCUCGCUUGGCGUGCUCUUUUACCAGCUGAACCAGCACUUGGAUGCGCUCGAUGCGUACUCGCGUGCGAUCAACAUCAAUCCCAACAUUUGCGAGGUCUGGUACAAUGUCGGGACACUGUACGACACGUGCAAUCAAACGAGCGAUGCUCGCGAUGCGUACCAGAAGGCUGCAGAGCUCGGAGCCGACGCGCAGUUCAUUCGUGAGCGACUGGAACUCUUGCGUGCUCGAGAAACGGGCCAGCCGACCAACGGCAUGGCCGGUGCCAACACCGCGCCUGGCCCUUCGGAGCCGCCGACAACGUCUCCGAUGCCGACGUUUUCGUCGCGACCAACCACCGAGUCUCAGUACCAGGCACAGCAGCAAGGCGCGCCUGCUCAACCGAAUGGUGGUCCGUCGGCCAGCCAAGGGGUACCGAUGGCGCACAUGUUGCGCGGAAGUGAGGCGCCUAUGAGCAUGAGCAUGGGCAGUGCUCCGACGUCGAACCCAAUGAGUGCUAGCGGCCCCGAGACAAGUAGCGGUGUGGCCCGUGGCGUACCUGCGGGCAGUGCCGGUAUGAACAUGAUGCGUGGCAUGGGACGUAGCGCGCCGUUGAACGGUGGCGGUAUGAUGGCCCGUGGUGUCGGUGUCAUGGGUGGAAUGGUGCCCGGCAUGCAGCACCCGCCUCAAGCUCAGCAGAUGCAAUCGCAACACCCUCAAGCGCAGGCGCACGCCCAGGCGCAGGCACAUGCGCAUGCGCAAGCUCAAGCACAAGCAGCGCAAGCGCAGGCUCACCACCACGCGCAAAUGCAAGCGCAGAUGCAGGCACAGCAGCAACACGCGCAAGCUGUGCACAUGCAGCAAGACGGUCGUCGCGGGAUGCCUGGCCGGUCUAUCAAAGAUGAGAGCAAGCUCGGGGGCAUGCGCUACGCGAUGGACAGCGGUGACCGGAAACUGCAGGCCCCACCGCAGCGUCUCGCUGGGUUGAAUCCAAAGAACUUGGGCGGUCCCGGAGGCCUUUCGCAGGGCGGACGUCGCGACCGCUUUCCAAUUCCAAUGAGCGACCCGAAGCAGCACCAGCAUCCGUCGCUCCAGCCGCCCCCGGGCAGACGGUGA